Stegodyphus dumicola is the source of this 3682-nucleotide messenger RNA. RefSeq lists its product as uncharacterized. Gene Ontology annotation, cellular component: plasma membrane. Gene Ontology annotation, molecular function: protein binding. NCBI's taxonomy places the organism in Eukaryota, Metazoa, Arthropoda, Arachnida, Araneae, Eresidae. The record is from RefSeq and is a predicted model, not a curated record.
CGUGGAGGUAAAAUUAGGUCAUGGGACAAAACCAGAUGCCAGUUAUUUUGAAUAACUCAGGUGGUUUCUGAGGUGAAACGCCAAAUUUUUGCUGUUCCCCCAAAGAAAAUAAAGAAUGAAAAACCUGGGAAUUGAAAGCUAUAAUUCAAUGAAAAUGUAUUUUGAACUGUUUGGGACUUGAUAUAUCUAAUAAUUUUCAUGACUGAAAGUAUUAUCAUCAAAAUUUUGCUAUCACAAAUGAGUGCAAGGAGUUGUGUGAUAUAAGGAUUUGUGUUCGAACAGCGAUCAAAUAUAGGAAAAGUAAACAGGGGACAUAAUGAAGCUGUUCUUAAAGAUUGUCUUCUUGUUUACCUGUGUGUUCGUCUGUGGCGGUCAGGAUGGAAUGGAUGAACCACCACCGGAAGAUGAUUAUAUUCCGCUAACUACUUCAACAGCUGCACCGACACAGCCUCCUCACGUGCCAUGUCCAACUAAUAAGAUGAUUACCUAUCCAUGCACCUGUGAGAAGGAUGGCAUUGAAGGUCUGACGGUCCAUUGUGAAAAUGCCAAUUUAGCAAUGAUGGCUCUAGGUUUGGGAAAUAUUAAGGAUAAGCUCAUUCAUACCCUUUUAAUGACAAAGAAUUAUGUUAGAAAAUUAAAGGGUAGCAUAUUUCAUAAUGUUACUAUUGUAAAUUUGGAAGUAAGUUACAAUAAAAUUGAAGAUUUAGAAAGUGAAGUUUUUGAAACUCUUGGAGAGAGCCUUAUGUCUCUCAAUCUUGAAGGAAACAACUUGAAGACCGUGCCUUUAGCUGCUAUCAACAGACUCUCAAAAUUGGUUUACUUGAACCUUGCUCAUAAUAAGUUGACAGUAUUACCAGCUAAUGCUUUCAAUGGUCUUCCAAAUGUGAAAGAGCUCAGAGUCGAUAAUAAUAUGAUCAACAAAAUAUUCCCUGGAGCUUUUAAUAACAUUUUGAGAUCUCUUGAAAAACUGCAUUUACAACAUAACAAACUUCAAAAGUUUGAAAGAAAUGUAUUCAGGCAAAUGGCCAAAUUGAAGUACUUGGACAUUUCUCAUAAUGAUUUCAGUAAAUUUGAUAAGAGAGACUUCAAUGAUUUGUCGUUUCUAUGGUUUCUGAACGUUUCUAGCAAUCACUUAAAUGAAAUACCAAGAUCAGCUUUGGCAAGAAAUGCUCAACUGCGAGUACUUAACGCUUCGUACAAUAACUUUAAAGAAAUAGACGCUUAUCUUCUUCGAGGUUUACGUUUGCUAAGAGAUUUAUAUUUAGCUGGGAAUCGAAUCAAAACUAUUGCAAAACGCGCAUUGAUUACGCCUACUCGUUUGAGGACUUUGGAUUUAGCACAUAACGUAAUGGAGGAUAUCGGUUAUGAAAUGUUCAAAGAUAUGAAUUGGUUGGAAAGGCUUGAUUUGAGUUAUAACAGAAUAUCGAGAAUAGCCAGCUCAAGUUUUCAACGCAUGUUUCAAGUUGUCGUCGACUUAAGCCAUAAUAAUAUAUCGUACAUUGGCAAAGGUGCAUUUAUAGAAUUGUCUAAUGUGACUGUGUUUGAUAUGUCAUAUAAUUCUAUAUCCCAGAUACUACCAGAAACGUUCCAAACUAGUGAUGUUAAUAUUCUAUUGCUCCAUCACAAUAAUAUUACAGAGUUAUCGAAAGUAUUGAUAACAAACUUAACUGGUAUCAAAGUAUUUAAUGUAAGUCACAAUAAAAUAAACGCUAUCGACCGAAAAUCAUUUUCCACGAAGAAGCUCUACGAACUACAUACUAUUGAUCUCAGCUAUAAUAAUAUAACUGAAGUUAGUGGUAAUGCAUUUGAAAAAUUUGGCAGUAUACGAAAUAUUAUUCUGCACCAUAAUAACAUUAGAAAGAUAGGUUAUGGUAGCUUCGGAACAUUGUCUACUUUAUUAGAAUUAGAUGUCAGUUACAACAACAUAAGUGAAGUAACAUCUGGUGGGUUUACGAACUUAGUUUCUGUGCGUACCAUUUAUGCGCAUCAUAACAAAAUUCAAAAUAUGUUCAUAAUACCAAUUGCACUGAAUGAAGUUUACAUCCAACAUAACUUAAUAAAACGAGUACCGCCAGGAAUAUUUCCAGCAAUGAAUUCCUUAUUGCAUCUGUAUUUAGAUCAUAAUAAUCUUACUCGUUUAGAAAGAGGAUCUUUUAGAGGUUUGUUGACUUUAAGAACUCUUUCCUUAGGUCACAACAAUAUAUCAGAAAUACCUUGGGAAGCAUUAGAAGACAUGUCUGCAUUGCAGUAUCUCUAUUUACAUGGAAAUAAUAUUACAAAACUUAAUCGGAAAGCAUUUGGUAACUUGCCUGUUGUUUUUGAACUUCGUUUAGAUCACAAUAAAAUACACAAUAUCAGCGUAAGCGCAUUUGAAGGUAUGCUGCAACUUAUAAUGUUGAACAUGAGUUAUAAUAAUAUUACUUUUAUUCCUCCAUCCACGUUUAAAGGUUUGGUAUCAUUGCGGUUACUUGAUGUAUCUCACAACAAGAUAUCUUCUCUUGAAAAUAAAACUCAUGGUGUACUCGAAGACUUGCUGUCUUUGAAUACUUUCAAUGCGUCUCAUAACCAUUUAUCUUUCAUUUCAGACAGAUCGUUUCCUAAAUCUCCAUACAUUCCGUACAGAAUAAGACACGUAGAUCUAAGUAAUAACUUUAUUCCGAUCAUCACUAACACAUUUGAUGACGGAAUGACGCAUGUUGAAGUUCUGAAACUUCAGAAUAACAUACUGAAUGAAAUUCGCCCAGGUGUCUUGGGGAAUUUGACUUUACUCCACCAUCUUGAUUUAUCUGGGAAUCAGCUCCAGAAGCUUGGCAAAGGAACAUUUGGAACAUUGGAGGACAUGGAAGAGUUGAUACUGAGUAAAAACAGAUUAGGAUCUAUAGAUAUAGAUGAAAUUCUAGCUAUGAAAAAAUUGGAGUUAUUAGAUCUCAGCGAAAAUCGUUUCACAGCGUUCUAUGAGGAACUGAUUCCUAUUAUGAAAGAAAAUUUUACAGUUUUGUUUAAGGGUAAUCUUUUAUCCUGUGACUGCCACCUUCGUCCUUUGCGGUCAUGGUUGAGCAAUCAACCUAACUCGACCUCUUGGGAUGAAGUCACUUGUUACAGACCUCCGUUAUACACCGGACGUUUUUUGACAUCUAUGGACAUUGACGAGUUCGUGUGCAAGGGCGUGGCUUUCGAGCCGGAAAAUAUCCUGAAGCCGGAUAUAAAAAUUCGCGGCAGUGAAGUUAUUAAAGAUCAUGGUUUGAGAGUGGUGUGGUAUGUGGCAACUCGAGAGGAUAUUGCUGGCUUCAAGGCAACUUUGAGAAAUCUCACUGGCACCCUGGUGGCAGAAGAGGAGCUACCUUAUAAUAAAAGGGAAUAUAUUUUCAGAGAUCUAGAACCAAAAGAAAUAUAUCAUUUGUGUUUUGUUGCUGUGGAUUCUUUAGGAACGGAUCGAGAAGCAUUCAAAUCUCAGUGUACCGAUGUUGGACCUGUUGGCAAAGCUGAUCGAUUGAACAUUUCGUUUCACAGUAGCGUUAUCUUGCUCUUUUUAUGUAUGAUAGUGACAGUUUUAUAUUCCUAUCUGUGAUACUGAAUAUUGUACGUGAGGAGAUGUUUACAUGAGUGUUUUUAAAAGAUUUAUUUCAUAAACAUAUACAUGAACUUAAAAAUAAAAUUUUAUUUCUUUGUGAUUAAAAAUGAA